AUGGCGGAGAUUGUGUUAUUUCUAGCCAUUAAAAAGAUCGGAAUUGCCCUGGCCAAGGGAGCGGCAGACCAGGCCAGCGUGCAGUUUGCGAAGUAUGGCACACAACUACUAGAGCUACAGAGCACCAUGGGCCGUGUUGCUAGUGAGCUUCGCGUAAUUCAUGAUGUUCUCUGUCAAAUGGACAUCCGAAACCGCAACAAUCAAGUAUAUGAGGGCUGGUUGGAAGAGGUGCAGAAAGUAGCACAUGUGAUGGAGGACAUGGUGGAUGAGUACUUGUAUCUAGUUGGUCAAGAACAUGAUAUUGGUUGUUGCUUUUUCCUGAAGAAAGGGGUUAAAAAGCCAAAAUCUCUGCUUUCCUUCAACCGGUUAGCUUUCAAGGUGAAGGAAACAGAGAAACACCUCACCCACCUGUCUGAGGUUAAAAACCGAUGGGUUACCCUGAUAAAUAACAGGGAUACUAACAGCUCAAAUUAUAUUGUCAAGAGAUCCCAAGAUCUAUCAAAUAUUUCACGCUCCCUUGAUGAAGAAGAUCUAGUAGGGGUGGAUGAAAACAGAAAAAAACUGCAGCAGUGGUUGAAAAGUGAUGAUUUGGGACACUCUGUUAUAGCUUUGCUCGGAAUGGGAGGUCUUGGUAAAACUGCUUUAGCUGCAAAUGUUUACAAGAAGGAGAGGGAGAAAUUCCAAUGUCAUGCUUGGGUCUCCAUCUCUCAAACUUAUUCUAUAGAACUUGUCUUGAGGAAUAUAAUCAAGGAUGUUUUUAAAGAUGAUGUUAGUGUUCUAUCUAGCACUAUGGCCAUGGACAUUGUGUGCCUUGAAGAGAAACUGAAGAAAUUUCUGGAGAAACAGAAGUAUUUGAUCAUUUUGGAUGAUGUUUGGACUCCAGAAGCAUUUGAUGAUUUGUCUAGGGUGGUUACUCAUAAUGAUAAGGGAAGUAGAUUGAUCAUCACAACAAGGGAAGGUGAUGUUGCUGCACAUGCCUCUCCUCGACAUACCAUAAAAAUGGAAGUUUUACCAGAAGACAAGGCAUGGGAUCUAUUUUGUAAGAAAGCCUUUCCAAGAGAAACAAAUCAUGAAUGUCCUACAGAAUUGAAGCUAUCGUCCAAGGAAAUAGUUAGCAAGUGCAAAGGCUUGCCUCUUGCUAUUGUGUCAGUUGGUAGCCUCUUGUGUGUUCGUGAGAAAACCGUGGAAGAAUGGAGAAGAGUAAAUAACCAACUGAGGUGGGAGAUAAAUAAUAAUUGGAGGCUUGACCAUGUGAGGAAUGUUUUGCAUCUGAGCUUCAUCUACCUUCCAACAAAGUUGAAAUGUUGUUUAUUGUAUUGCAGUCUAUUUUCAGAAGAUUAUAUUUUCCGAAGGAAACAAAUUGUACGGUUAUGGACAGCAGAGGGAUUCGUCAAGGAGAGGGGUAGAAACACAUUAGAAGAAGUUGCAGAAGGCUAUCUAAAGGAGUUGAUUGACAGAAAUAUGCUACAACUUGUUGAGACGAACUCAUAUGGUAGGAUGAAGAAAUUCAAAAUGCACGAUAUCCUACGUGAGUUGGCAUUGGACUUGUGCCAGAAGAACUAUUUUGGUGUUACUUAUGAUGGUGAAUGUGAGGAUUCUCUUCAGGAUGUACGACGAUUGGUACUACUCAAACUAAAGGAGGAUAAUCAUCAGCCAAUUUAUGGUAUGCACCAACUUCGUACAUUCAUUACGCUGGACAAAAGCAUUCCAUCAUCCACUAUACAUGUGCUAUGCGUGGAGUCAAGAUAUAUGACAGUGCUAGAAUUAAGUGGUCUGCCCAUGGAGAAGAUUCCAGAUGCUAUUGGAGAUCUUUUUAAUCUCCGCCAUUUGGGUUUGCGUGAUUCGAAAGUGAAGAUGCUCCCAAAGUCUGUUGAGAAGCUUUCAAAUUUGUUGACACUGGACCUUUGUCGAUGUGACAUACAUGAGUUUCCUCGAGGAAUUGUGAAACUGAAGAAGCUCAGGCACUUAUUUGCUGAGAGAGUAAAUUCAAAUGUUGGAGCGUUCAAAGGUGACGGUGGUAUUUGUAUCCCCAAUGGUAUUGAAAAUCUGACAAACCUGCAGACGCUACAAGCAAUGGAAGCACAAGAUGAGUCUAUUAGACAAUUAGGGGAGCUGAGGCAACUGAGAAGCUUGAGGUUAGUGAGUGUGAAGGGAAUAUAUUGUGCACACAUCAGUGUGUCUCUGGUUAAGAUGCAAUAUUUGUCCAACCUAUAUGUGUGUGCAAAUGAUGAGAAUGAGGUUCUCGUGUUGAAUGUUCUCCUGCCAAGCCUACAAAAGCUAUGUUUGAGAGGGCGACUAGCGGAAGGGGCGUUGGAUAAGUCUCCUCUCUUUCAAGCCGUUGAGGGGCAGAAUUUGUAUGAAUUGUAUCUACAUUGGUCACAGCUGAGAGAAGACCCCCUGCCAUCCCUUUCUCGGUUGUCAAACUUGACACGUCUACAGUUUUCUAGAGCAUACAACGGAGAACAGCUGUCGUUUCUCACGGGGUGGUUUCCCAUGCUAAAGGUUCUCUCUCUGAUAGACCUGCCUCAUCUUAAUCGGCUAGAGAUACAUCGAGGUGCCAUGAAGAGCCUGGAGAAAUUAAUCUUAGUCAACCUCAGCAGCAUGAAGGAGGUCCCAUCUGGCAUUGAGUUCCUCCUGCCCCUCCAGCAUUUGUUCUUCCACAAGAUCACCAGUGACUUCUUCGCCUCGCUGCGCCAAUGGUCUCCAACACUAAGUCAGCACUAUCACUAUUCUCUCCGAAACAGGGAGAUACAUCCUGUUUUGGGCCACAUGCAGAUUCGACGGAAUGAAUUAACGCGCCUGGGAUUCCUCUUUUUUUUCAAGAUGCACUACUGCGCCAUUUCCUACCUGUCAAGUGUGUGA
Messenger RNA from Triticum turgidum subsp. durum (durum wheat), 2862 nucleotides. The record is from the annotation of a GenBank genome assembly. NCBI's taxonomy places the organism in Eukaryota, Viridiplantae, Streptophyta, Magnoliopsida, Poales, Poaceae.